Molecule: messenger RNA, 1437 nt
Organism: Epinephelus fuscoguttatus (brown-marbled grouper)
Lineage: Eukaryota; Metazoa; Chordata; Actinopteri; Perciformes; Serranidae
Product: immunoglobulin lambda-1 light chain-like
Exons: 6
Coding region: 56-997 (313 amino acids)
Source: RefSeq, a predicted model, not a curated record
UGCAUCAGAGCGCCACUUCUCCCCAGGUUCACCAGAGGAAACACCACUGCACAAAAUGCUUUUCCUCCCAGCUGCUGCUCUGUGCUGUCUGUGUUCAGCGCUGGUUGCCAUGGCAGCAGAGCAGCUGAUUCAGGAUGAUUUAACAUUGACCAGGAGAGUUGGUGAAAACGUCUCCUUCACCUGUCGAAACACUGACCAGUGUGAUGGUGAUUAUGUAUACUGGAGCCAGAAGAGAGACACAGAAACAUUCACACGGAUUCUUCGUAUUAGAAGGGAUAAUGGUGACAUAGAUAAGGAGAGGUACAAUCAUCCUCAGAAAGAUGAUUUCUCAGCUGUGUAUGAACAGAACGUCUGUGAGUUGCAGAUCCAGACAGUUAAACUCAGUCAUUCAGCCACCUACUACUGCUCCUGUUUGAAGAGAGCUCCCCACAGGUACGAGAUCUUUGGCUCAGGAACUAAACUGUUUGUAACAGAUGAGCAGGUAGUGAAGCCCGUGGUGAGCGUGUACCCAGCAGCAUCCAGAGCCCACCUGGAGGGGAGGAGCUCCCUGCUGUGUCUGGCCUCAGCCAUGUUUCCUCCUCUGGUCCGCUUCUCCUGGAAAAGACAAGAGGAGAAUGGACCUCUGCUCCCUGCUGAGGGAGAGCAGCUGGAGCUCAGAGAGUCGGGACGCACCGCCGCCAUCUUGCUGAUCCGUGAAAAAGAGAUCGGUACAUAUAAAUACCGCUGCUCCGUCCAGCACCAGGGGGGCACAGUGGAGGCCCAAACACAACAAGAGGUUCCAGCUCCAGCAGCCUCCUGUCCUCCAGAGAGAGAGCCAGCAGACCUGCCAGCUCUGCAGCAAGCUGACUUGUCCUUCCAGUCUCAGUGCAGGGUGAAGCUGCUCUGUGUGCUGUACACAGUGCUGAUAGUGAAGAGUCUGGUGUACUGCUGUGGACUCUCUCUGCUGAUGAUCCUCAGAAACAAGGGGCCGUCCACCAACUGCACACAUGCUGACUGACUGUUUUCUGCUCGCCUUUUCUCGCCAUCAAAUCUCAUCAGUUCAUCUCAUUUAUCACUUUGAUCAGUCUUCACAAAUAUCACAAGUUAGAUAGAGUCAUCCUCAACAUAUAAAAACACACACACACACACACACACACACACACACACACACACACACACAUAUAUUUGCAAGCGUAAAUUCUGUCUUGUGUUAUUUUAAUACUUCAGUUUGUUUCCACUUUUAAAUUUGACUUGUAUAAUAACAGAAAUUGAAUCAUGAGCUGUCUGUCAGAUAUUUUAUUGUUUGUAGUAUUUCUUCUGUUCUUGUGUUUCUUUUUAAUACAUUCUGCAGAGUGUGGCAGGUUUGUCAAAUUCUUUCAGUGUCACAUUCUCAAUAAAGUGAAAAAUCAAAGUGUCUGUGUUUUAUAAACCUCUUUGUUUUGAUGGAUUCCAGUUUGG